Messenger RNA from Penaeus monodon (black tiger shrimp), 5270 nucleotides. RefSeq lists its product as uncharacterized. The transcript has 18 exons. Lineage: Eukaryota; Metazoa; Arthropoda; Malacostraca; Decapoda; Penaeidae. The coding region runs from base 252 to 5075 and encodes 1607 amino acids. The record is from RefSeq and is a predicted model, not a curated record.
CACGCAGCCUUCAGUUUACGAAGAAACGUUCUUCUAUCUUACUACUUGUGCAAAUCCUCAAGCAACUUUUGGUAACGCAAACCUAUUAUUCUACAACCAAAGCUUGUGGAAAUCCUCACGCAAACCUUUAGUAUACAAAACACCUUCUUCUACCGAUAGUACUUGUGCAAAACCUCACACAGCUUUUACUAUACGAGCAGCCGUUCUUCCGUCGCCACUGACUGUGUAAAUCUUCUACUACUGUUGACAAAAUGGGUCCCGCACAGAAGAGCUAUGACGUGAAGAUUUCUUCCCCCUUCUCGAAGUACGACCGGCGAGAGGACAGAUUCCUUCCUCUCACUCGAAAGGGCAGAUUCUUCGAAGACUCGUCCUUCUCGACGUCUCACCAGCACUUCGAUGACGCCAUCAGGAAGAUUCUGGAUAAGUGGAAUGACACGGACUUCGAGCUGUCAGACCACUGGGACGACGUCGGUGUCCGCCGCAAGAGUUUUCUUAACAGAUAUAGGCGACUGCGGUCUCAGGACUUGAGUGAGGAGAACCAGGCUGUUAAUGUCACUUCGGAUAACAAUAGUGUUAAGAUUGUGUUGGACGUCCACGAUUUCAUGGAAGGGGACAUUAAAGUGCAGGUUUUAGAUGAGGAAGAGCUGCUGAUAGAAGGCCAGACGUCUUGCCACAGUUUCCGACGCACCUUCACUCUGCCGGAGCAAGCGGAUCUGGAUGCCAUAACGUCUUUCAUUUCCCUGGAUGGCAUCAUGACAGUCACGGUUCCGAGACUGGGAAGCGACCAUCAACAAAGACCUGCCACUAUUCCUGUCACGGUUGAGAAAACAAAAGAAACUUCAGAAGUACAAAAACAGUCGUUCUCCGCAUCUUCAGCAAAUGCUGCCGAAGAAAAGGCCUCAGCCAAAAGUGAUUGUGUUAAAAAUUCUCAGAAUAUAACUUCAGAGCAGACCAGGACUCAAAGGCAGGAGGAAUUCGAAAUUCCAAUCACGAUGUCAGAAGAGUCAGAAGAAGCAAAUAUCAAGAAGGGCGUCCGAAGCAGUCAGAAUAUCCUGUCAGAGGAGAUGAAGACUCAAAAGCAAGAGGAAUUCCAGAUUCCAAUCGUGAAGUCUGAACAAGAAGCAGAUUCCAAGAAGACGCAGGCAGCAGAGUCUGGCAGCUGUCAGUAUUCGGAGACUAGGAAGACAAGAGCGACCGAGAAUAAAGAAGUCAUUAUUCCAAUAAUCGUAGAAGACGGAGAAACUACAAGCCAGACGCACAGACAAACCGUAGAAUCAAAAAGCAAUAACCAAGAAGCUUCCUCCACACUCGACGUAAAAACUGAGGACCAAAGUAAUUGCACAACUUCCGGCCGUCCGUCAGUAAGGUUUUCAUCGCCGAGCACUUCAGGCGCGGAGACUGCUUCCGCUUCGUCAUGUAACAAUAAAGAAGAGGCAUACGUCAUCCCCGUGCAGGUGGAAACGGCGAGCGAGACGGUGACAGCGCAAAGCCACAAGGGCGACGGAGGAAACGCAGCGAGUCGCAGCGCAGCCCUUGAGCAGCAGCAGCGCGACCUCCUGCGCCGCACAGCUCAAGAGGACAGCGACCAAGAAUCAGACGACAGCUAUCGGCGCAAGGCGGAGAAGAAACGGACGACAUUUGCCGAUGAGGAUGAGUACAUGUACGAGAAGCCCGUCUAUCCUACGGGCAGUAAGUACCUGCCAAUCACCAGGAAGGGUUUGUUUACACAGGACCACUACUUCGAGGACGUCCGGCCGAAUUUCAGCCAGGCGGUUCGAGACGUGCUGGAAAUGUCGCGUGAAUGGACAGGAAAGGAUAAGGCCAUGGAGAACUACAGGAAUCUACGCGAUCGGAAUCUCAAGUUGGAGAAUCAGGCCUUCUGCGUCACCGAUGAUGAGUAUACACACAAGGUUGUGAUAGACGUGUAUGAUUUCACCGGCGGAGAUAUAACGGUGCAGCUCGUGGACGGCAAGGAGCUGGUGGUGGAGGGCCAAGCGGAGAAGCAGGAGGCAACCAGAGUGUCUCGCCUGAGCUUCAUCCGCCGCUUCCAGCUGCCUGACCUCGCCGACCGGGACGCUAUCACAGUCGCCUUGUCCGCCGACGGCGUCCUCACCAUCACCUCCCCGAAGAGAAGGAGUCCUCGAUGCCUGAGCGUGAGGCCGAGGCGAUCCCCUAGCGCGAGGAGGUCUCAGGAGCGAGCGAGCGACUCGGAUCGCAGCAGGAAGGAGAAAUAUGUCCAAGAGCCUUCAGAGGAUUUUGAGGAUUUUGACGUACACAGUAGAAAAUCUGCGCUACAUUCCUUCAUGAAUCAAUCCGUUAAUCUUGAUGGGGAACUUGGCUCCGCUUCCCUUCAGCUUAUACAGGUCCUUAUCUUCCUGGGUGCCUUCUUCAGCGUCGCUUCCCUUUCCUCUCGCGGCGAAGGAGGUGGAUCUGGCGGAGGCGUCUUCGUCUUGAACUCCUGUCGAAGUCUUAUGAGGGGAACAGGUUUUCUUCUCUGGAAUCUCUUCUGUUCCCUGGACCCUAACGGGAAUAACGGUGGUGUGCAGCUGAGAAUCUCCUUUCUUGUACCUGGUUUGAGGAUGAAGUUUCCUUGGAUCCACGAGUCGAACUGGCUGUCGAGGGUACCUUGGACGGAGCGGAGAUUGCGCUGGGACGGCGUCGGCCGGAUCAGUUUUCUUUCCUUCAAUGCUUAUGGGCACGGAAACCUCCCUCACCUGGAGCUUCGGCUGCUGUUAAUGGAGAACCCCAUCAGUUAUUACCUUUCAGACAUAGUGUUUCGACUUUUGAUGAUACACACUUUCCUGGAAGAAGGAAUCGUCGAAGAAGAGUCCUCUGCGCACAAUCGGGAGGACGUUGUGUCCAGCGAAGGAAUCUAUUGCCGAGGACCUUUUCUCCGAUUCACAGGAAUCGCUCUCUUUCUUGACACACGUUUCACUGACUGCCUUGUUGCUCUCCUUCUUGGAGACGGCGCCCUGACUGCAGUUUUGGGCACUGUGAUGGUGAGGACGCCGUCGGAGGACAUGGCGGAGGUGAUGGCCGCCAUGUCGGUCGAUGGAUCGAAGCCUUCUGUAGCGGCCAAUGACAUCACUGUGGCGGAUGUUCGCGUUCUCCGUGUGGUUAGUCAGCCUGAGGUCAGAGCCAUUCCACUUGUCCAGAACCUCCCUAACGGCGGCGUCGAAAUGCUGGUGAAUGUUGGAGAAGAAGGAGUCCUGGAAGAAGCUUCCCCUAACAGAUACCUUCACAGCAUCGCCUCUGCACACAAGUUGUUUAAUCGUAGUAGUUCAUCAGCAUUCGAAAUGGCUCCUACUCAGAACAAUAACUCAAGUGAGGUUAAUGCAGCUUCAACUGAGGUUAAAUGUUGCCACUGCGGAGGGUCGAAGAGCUCUUGGGACAUGUUCCUUCCCAUCACUCACAGGGGAAGCUUCUUCCAGGACUCCUUCUUCUCCAACAUUCACCAGCAUUUCGACGCCGCCGUUAGGGAGGUUCUGGACAAGUGGAAUGGCUCUGACCUCAGGCUGACUAACCACACGGAGGACGCGAACAUCCGCCACAGUGAUGUCAUUGGCCGCUACAGAAGGCUUCGAUCCAUCGACCUGAAGGAAGAGAACCAGGCUGUCACUGUCACGUCGGAUGACACUAGUCACAAGGUGGUGCUGGACGUGCAUGAGUUCCUGGGAGGAGAUGUGACGGUGAAGGUGGUUGACGAGAAGGAGCUGGUGGUGGAAGGCCGCGUGGAAAAGAAGGAAGAAGGAAGUUCCUGCGUAGCAUUGCACUCCUUCAGACGCCGCUUCUCCCUGCCACGCCUUACCGACAUGGCGGCCAUCACCUCCGCCAUGUCCUCCGACGGCGUCCUCACCAUCACAGUGCCCAAACUGGGAAAUGAAGACAAUCAAAGGACUACCAUCAUCCCCAUCAAGAUCGAAGAGACGAAUUCACAGACAAAGGCUUCCAAAACAACACUUCCACAAAACACAAAUAAACAGGAAAUCAAAUGCCAACACUGCAGUCAGGGCGCCGUCUCCAAGAAGGAGAGCAACAAGGCAGUCAGUGAAACGUGUGUCAAGAAAGAGAGCGAUUCCUGUGAAUCGGAGAAAAGGUCCUCGGCAAUAGAUUCCUUCGCUGGACACAACGUCCUCCCGAUUGUGCGCAGAGGACUCUUCUUCGACGAUUCCUUCUUCCAGGAAAGCUGGAAGGAUUUCCAGAGGGCGGUGAAGGAAGUGCUGAACAAGUGGGGAGAACAGUCCUCUAUUGGCGACGAUCUAACGCGCUACAGAAGUCUUCGAAGUCGUGACUUGAAAGAAGAAAACCAGGCUGUCACUUCCUCAGAGGAUGAACGUCAACACAAGUUCGUUCUUGACGUGAAAGACUUUAGUGACGGCGGAGAGAUCAGCGUGAAGGCAGUGAACGACAGAGAGUUGGUGGUCGAAGGCCGCAAGGAGAAGCAGGGAGACGGCUCGAGGUGUUCUCAGCGGUUUCUUCGGCGCUUCGUCGUUCCUGGAGACCUCCAACUGGAUGCCGUCAACUCAGUCGUGUCUUCUGACGGUGUGCUCACCAUCUCGGCUCCUAAGAAGCAGCCGAAGCUCCAGGUGAAGGAAGUUUCCGUGCCCAUAAGCAUUGAAGGAAAGAAAACUGAUCCGGCCGACGCCGUCCUGCAUAGUGGAAAUCUCAAGUCGAAUGAAGCUUUAACAGGCGCUGUCGCAAAGGAAAAUAAACUGCAGAAUGCCACUUCCGUACCCAGCGCAAUCUCCGCUCCGUCCAGUUCGACUCGUGGAUCCAAGGAAACUUCAUCCUCAAACCAGAAAGGAGAUUCUCAGCAGCACACCACCGUAAUUCCCGUUAGGGUCCAGGGAACAGAAGAGAUUCCAGAGAAGAAAACCUGUUCCCCUCAUAAGACUUCGACAGGAGUUCGAGACGAAGACGCCUCCGCCAGAUCCACCUCCUUCGCCGCGAGAGGAAAAGGAAGCGACGCUGAAGAAGGCACCCAAGAAGAUAAGGACCUGUAUAAGCUGAAGGGAAGCGGAGCCAAGUUCCCCAUCAAGAUUAAUGGAUCUGUGAUUAAUAGCAAUUCCUCGUAAAUGAAGAGAAACAAAAUUUAAAGAAAGGAAGAAAGAAAGAAAGAAAGAAAGAAAGAAAGAAAGAAAAAAAAGAAAGAAAGAAAACAUUCCAAGAAGGAAAACGAAAAGGAAUAUCUUUUGUGUGGAAAAAAAUCUAUAAAAUUUCCGAUGAAUAUUAUAUUCUUUCAUAUAAUCUAAUGACAAAGUGCAACAUAC